Messenger RNA from Boeremia exigua, 2157 nucleotides. RefSeq lists its product as uncharacterized. NCBI's taxonomy places the organism in Eukaryota, Fungi, Ascomycota, Dothideomycetes, Pleosporales, Didymellaceae. The transcript has 5 exons. The record is from RefSeq and is a predicted model, not a curated record. The coding region runs from base 1 to 2157 and encodes 718 amino acids. Gene Ontology annotation, molecular function: zinc ion binding; L-iditol 2-dehydrogenase (NAD+) activity. Gene Ontology annotation, biological process: D-sorbitol catabolic process.
AUGGAGACACUGGAUGUUCUUGAUCUACCCCAAAUCUAUACCCGACCAUCCGCCGAGGCACUCCUCAAAACGCUCGGACUUUUGACAAUCGCACCCCAGUCGUGGGACGUUGAUCAAAAUGCAGAACAUACCAAAUUAGAACACUCCGAAUACAGAGAGCAGACCACUACGCAGAGAGCGGUUCAGGUGAACCCUGAAGGCGUCACACGAUACCUCACAAGCAUUGUGAGCAGUCCUCUCAAGUGGAUACACGACGACGAAAUCAAAGAAGAGAUAUGGAACCAGGCGAGUUUCCGACUCAGCGAACGCUCUGGUCGAACCGCUAUGGGCGCACUAUCUCGCGAGUUCCGCAUACCUACGACUCAUGACUCUUUCAUCUUGAGCAUUCACGAACCUGCCUUGACUGGCGACGACCUUGGCCUAAAGACUUGGGCCGCAUCAUAUAUGCUCUCUAAACGACUGCACCAAUUUAAUCUGGUCAAGACUCCACGCGAUUCAAGGUCACGUAUUCUAGAAUUGGGGUCGGGUACCGGACUGGUUGGACUUGCCAUGGCUGCUCUUGGGGCAGAUGUCGUUCUCACGGAUCUACCUAGUAUACACGAAAAUCUCGCGCGCAAUGCGAAAGAUAAUGCUGCAAUUGUCGCACAUAAUGGUGGUUCAACACGUACUGGAACACUAGACUGGACACAUCCUGCAUCUUGCGAAUUGUACACCGAUGGCGUAGCCACCAAAACACUUGACGCUGCCACUUCGAAGUUCCCUAUCAUCCUUGCUGCUGACUCACUGUAUUCUCCGGAGCACCCUCCCAUGUUAGUCGGCACGAUUGCAGCAUGGCUGUCUGAAGACGCCGAUGCCAGGGUCAUUACCGAAUUUCCAUACAGAGAAGCCUACCUGCCAGAGAUCAGAGACUUCAGGGAGCGAAUGGAACGCAUUGGACUUCACAUUUUGGACGAAGGCGAGGAGAGUGGCUUCGACGACUGGGGGGCAUCUGGAACAGCUGAUGGCGAAGAAGACAGAACGCUCCUGCGGCUCCACUCCUCCUUUCGUCAUAAAUCCACAACUUUUUGGUCGCGCGUGAACAUCUUGUCAGACCUAACAGACUCUCAGAACCCCUCGUUCGUCCUCAAAAAGAAAGACGAAGUCGUGUACGAAGACCGCCCGAUCCCCGAGCUACCCUCUCCAUACGAUGUCCUCGUGAAGCCCAAAUGGACGGGCAUCUGCGGAUCUGAUGUCCACUACUGGGUCGAGGGCCGUAUCGGGCACUUCGUAGUUGAAAAACCCAUGGUUCUUGGCCACGAGUCGGCCGGCAUCGUUGAGAAGGUUGGCGAUAAGGUCAAGACAUUGAAGGUUGGCGAUCGUGUCGCUAUGGAACCAGGUGUUCCAUGCCGUCGCUGCGUGAGAUGCAAGGAGGGCAAGUACAAUCUUUGCCCUGAUAUGGCUUUCGCUGCUACACCACCCUACGACGGUACCUUGGCCAAGUACUACGCGUUGCCCGAGGAUUACUGCUACAAGCUUCCCGAGAACAUGAGUCUUGAGGAGGGCGCGCUCAUUGAACCCACAGCUGUCGCAGUCCACAUUACAAGACAAGCGUCGAUAAAACCAGGCGACUCGGUCGUGGUAUUCGGUGCCGGUCCGGUGGGAUUGCUGUGCUGUGCUGUUGCAAAGGCCUACGGAGCAAAGAAGAUUGUUACAGUCGACAUUAACGACGAGAGGCUAAAGUUCGCACUCCAGUAUGCUGCAAACGCCAGUUUUAAGAGUGCUCGUGUAAGCGCAGAGGAGAACGCAAAGAACCUCAUCCAAGAGUGCGAGCUUGGUCCUGGCGCAGACGUUAUCAUCGAUGCCUCAGGUGCAGAACCCUGCAUCCAGACUGCUAUCCACGCCUUGCGCAUGGGCGGCACAUACGUUCAGGGCGGCAUGGGCAAGCCAGACAUCAACUUCCCCAUUAUGGCCAUGUGCACAAAGGAGCUCAACGUCAAGGGCUCGUUCCGCUACGGUGCAGGUGACUAUCAGACAGCCGUUGACCUUGUUGCAAGCGAGCGCAUCAGUAUCAAGGAGCUAAUCACAGGGAAAGUCAGUUUUGAAGAAGCAGAGAAAGCGUUCGCGGCUGUCAAGGAUGGCAAGGGCAUCAAGACCCUUAUCGAAGGGCCUAAGGAGUAG